This is a messenger RNA of Zonotrichia albicollis (white-throated sparrow), 2003 nucleotides long. Its product is annotated as putative acyl-CoA dehydrogenase 6. Gene Ontology annotation, molecular function: flavin adenine dinucleotide binding; acyl-CoA dehydrogenase activity. The record is from RefSeq and is a predicted model, not a curated record. Gene Ontology annotation, cellular component: cytoplasm. Lineage: Eukaryota; Metazoa; Chordata; Aves; Passeriformes; Passerellidae. Gene Ontology annotation, biological process: fatty acid beta-oxidation using acyl-CoA dehydrogenase.
GAAGCUGCUUUUAUGAGCUCUCAUAGUGCCACAGUUUCUUCACUUUUUACAGCAUUCUCUGGUAGGAGCAGUGGCAUCAGGGGAGGUUCUCAUGAGCUGCACCAGCUCUGGCACCAUGGAGCAGCACCUCCGUGGACUCGCUGUCCCUCUCACGCCAUAGCUGCCCCGAGGUGGGCUUGGAUCAUUGACAAGGAGAUUAAUCCCUUUGUGGAUAAGUGGGAAGAAGAAGGACAGUUCCCAGCACAUAAAGUGUUUAAAAUCCUGGGACAGGCUGGAUUCCUUGGUGUGGAUAAGCCAACAGAAUAUGGUGGCAUGGGUUUGGAUUUCUCCUAUAAUAUUGCAGUGGCAGAAGAGCUGGGAAAUAUCCGUUGUGGAGGUAUUCCCAUGGCCAUUGGAGUGCAAGCGGGCAUGGCUACCCCUGCCCUUACAAGGUUUGGUUCUGAUGAGUUGAAAAAACAAUUCCUUGUACCAACUAUAGCUGGUGAUUUUGUGGCUUGCUUGGGAAUCAGUGAAACUGGAGCUGGGUCAGAUGUCGCAAAUAUCAAGACAACGGCCGUGAGAAAGGGCAAUGAGUAUGUCAUAAAUGGUGGUAAGAUGUGGAUUACAUCUGGGAGCCAGGCAGACUGGAUGUGCCUCCUGGCAAACACCAGCGAAGGACCUCCCCAUCAAAAUAAAUCUCUCAUAUGUCUGCCAAUGAAUCUACCUGGCAUUCAUGUUGCUAAAAAGAUAGACAAACUGGGUAUGAGGUCAUCGGACACAGCUCAGAUCUUUUUUGAAGAUGUAAGGGUCCCCUGCAAGAACCUCAUCGGUGAGGAAGGAAACGGUUUUACAUACCAGAUGUUGCAAUUCCAAGAAGAGCGGCUGUGGGGAGUAGCCAGUGCCCUGAUACCACUGGAAACUAUUAUACAAGAAACUAUUGACUACACACGGCAGCGGAAGGUGUUUGGCCGGCCUGUCCUGCACAACCAAACCGUGCACUUCCGCCUGGCCGAGCUGGCAGCCGAAGUGGAGCUCCUGCGCUCGCUGCUGCACCGCGCCGUGGCUCUCUAUGUAGAAGGCAAUGAUGUGACAAAAUUUGCCUCCAUGGCUAAGCUAAAGGCAGGUCGUCUGACCCGUGAAGUGACUGAUAGCUGUCUCCAGUUUUGGGGAGGAAUGGGAUUCACCAAUGAAGUUCUCGUGAGCAGGCUUUACAGGGACUUGAGAUUGGUGUCAAUAGGAGGUGGCUCAGAUGAAACCAUGCUUUCCAUCAUAUGCAAAUACAUGGACAUACUUCCAAGAAAGUGAUGCAUCUGCACUCUUCCUUGAAAAUGAAGAAAGCAAGAGCAUGACUUGUGCUGCACGCUGAAGGGGUACAGAUCAGUAAUUUUGCCAUCAGAAAGCACAUCAAAGUCUUUCACCAUUACCACUCUGUGUUUUCCAAUGUCAAAUUCUUGUUGAAAUGAAGCACUCUGAAAGCUUGUAGCCUCCUGUAUUCCCUUUCUUCAGUGAGUGGCCUAAGUUUUCCAAUGACCCUUGCUAAGCACACAGAAAAUAUGUUCUUUAAUCGAGCUUUAUCUACACUUCCGAGCAUCUAAGCUGAUAAUUAUGCAACAGAACUUCCAUAUGAAUGGAAGCUAUGUAGCUUAAUCUCAUCUCAGUAAAGUUCUGCUUUCAAGAUGAACAAUCAUGGCACAAAUUAUUCCCUGCCAUAAUGAAACCUCAGAACAGUGCCUUUCCUCUCAAUUAAAAGAUACCUUCCCUAUCUUUCACUUUUAGCAAGCAAUCAUUAAAAUGAGCUCUGUCAUCUUUGCCAAAUCCGUUUCAAUUUGUACUCUGCUCUGUCAUGGACUUUUGGUGAUGGGAGUAGUGUUAAAUUUUUAUUUGCAGAAUUCUACAAACAACUGUUUAAGUGUAUCUGAAGCUUGCAGAGGCUGAACUUCAGCAGCAAUGUACCAUGUUGUAUGCAUAAUUAUUAAGAAAAAUAUUAAAAAUAAACACAUUAAUAUGAAAACUGUGCAUAAUUA